Prorocentrum cordatum is the source of this 447-nucleotide messenger RNA. Lineage: Eukaryota; Dinophyceae; Prorocentrales; Prorocentraceae. The record is from the annotation of a GenBank genome assembly.
AUGGGCAUGGCCUUCGAGUUCGUCAGUGAGGCACCUGUGGGUCACACCCUGGCCUUCGAGAUCCCUGUCGGGACGGAGAUCGUCUGGGUGAGCCGUGAAGAGAUGGUCGAGGUGCUCCAGUCGCAGGAGAUGCCGGCUUCCCUCGAGAGGCGCUUGGAGGGGCAGUUGCGCAGGUCUGCCGUGGACAAGGGGAUGGAUGGCGCGCUCACGCAGAAAGGAAGCAGGCGGCGCAGGCGGCGCAGGACGGGGUGCACGAGCGGACAGGUUGGUGCCAUGGCAGGAGGUGCAGCCGCCGCGGCCGUCGGAGUCCUGGUCUGCGCGUUCACCUUCAUCGGCUGCUUCACGGCGGCGCCGUUCCUGGUGAAAAUCCGGGCCGGGCGAGAGGGGGGUGCUUGCGACUGUUGGGCCAACGGCGAAGUGGGGCAGCUCGCCUGCGCGCUGCGGUGA